Messenger RNA from Dracunculus medinensis (Guinea worm), 2955 nucleotides. Lineage: Eukaryota; Metazoa; Nematoda; Chromadorea; Rhabditida; Dracunculidae. The record is from the annotation of a GenBank genome assembly.
AUGGUUGAUCGUAUAUCUGAUGAUAGUGGAUUGACUUCAGAUGAUACUUGGGAGAAAAAAGCUGAUUUGAUGACCAAAUCUGCUUCCGAACUUCAUAAAAGUGCAUCUUUAAGAUACCCUAAAAAGCCAAGUCGUUUAAAAAGCUCAUCUCAGUCUCGAAAUGACGAUUGUGAUGAAACAUCGUCAACGACUGAUUCGUCACCAUGGGAUGAAAAACUUAAGCCAGUGCCAAUGCCUCGAGCCACUAAAUCGAAAUCGAUUAGUGAAAAGGAGAAAUCCACCAUACAAAGGAUUAGUCUGAAUUCAUAUGAUGAUGAAAAUUAUUAUAAGGACGAUGAGGAUGAAGUCUUCGACGAAAUCGACUUUGCACAAUCGCCAAAUGAGAAAAAUAUGGUGGACUAUGUUAAUCUCAAUGAAAUGUUUUUAAUAGGAACAAAUGAUUACUUGUCAAAUGCCACUUCUCCGCCAGCUUUACCAGUACAUAGGCCUCCUAAUCAGUGGGAAAUAAAAUUGUACCAAACCGCAGAUCAUUGCCUGAGUACAGUGCUUACUGAUGAACAAUUAGCUUAUUGCAAUUCGAUGUUGCAAAAACUAAGUUUUGCUGAUAAUGUAUGGCAUUACUAUUCGACCAGUGAUUUGUGUUCAUCACCAUCUCGCAGAUCAGAACAAAGUUCGUGUUGCUCACAGCGACGCCAUAGCCACGAGAUUACGGUGGUUGCCAAAGAAUGCGACUAUUAUGUUCCACCUGAUGCUGGGACUUAUAUUCGAGCUGCAUUAAUUGCUUCUGACGAAACGAUAGAGAAAUGUGGCUAUCUUAUCCAACUAAGUGAUAGUAGAUUGAAAUCGCUAAAACGGCGAUAUUUUGUCCUGAAAGACGGAUAUUUAACUUUGUUCAAAAGUCAGAUUAUCACAUCGGGCAAUCGUUAUUGUUAUAGCGGUGAAUCAGAUAAAGUUACCGAUGAUUGGUUUAAUGCUUUAAAUAAUAAUUUGCGUGCGAACACAAUUUCUGAAGUUAUUCAGAGGUGUACUGCACUUGAUGCAUCAAUAAGUGGUUAUGUCGUAAGGGCAAAAUGCGGUAAUUCCAAGAGAUUCUUUGCGGCUGUUGUUGGAAGUAAACUUAUUUUUUUCAAAAAUCCCGAUGACAAGAUACCUUGCUCUCAUAUUCUGCUGAAAGGUGCUCAUAUUUGUGAAAAACCCAAUGGAUCGACCGAUGAAUACAGUGGUAGCUCAGAUGAGCAAUGUGAAAAUAAAACUUCUAGCGAUUUCGAGCAUACUAUUUCUAUUGAAGUUUCUGGUGCUGACCCGGUUUAUAUAGUGUUGAGAAGUGCAGAAGAAAAAGAUAAGUGGAUCUACUUUUUAAAAAAAUCUGCUGACGAAGCAGUUGGGCGAUCUUCACCUUUUGAAGCCUUCAUUCAAAAACUUAUGGCAGAAAAUUCUAUUCAUGAAAGUCCACUGUGGCAAGAAUUAAAAAAAUGUGAUGAACGAUGUAAAGAACCACUUAUAACCACAGGUAGCAAUACUUUAAUAAAAAAGGCUGUCGAACUGGGUCGAGCUUGUUAUAUGUUUACAUUUGUAUUGAUGAGACCUGCCGGUGUUCAGUAUCAUAUCGACCUGGCUCAGAAUAUUUUAUCAACUGCGGUUUCUAACGAUUCGCUCAAAAAUGAACUAUAUGCCCAUUUGAUUAAGCUUACUUCUGGUUCUAUGGCUUACGGAAUUCAAGCAUGGAAAUUGUUGGCAUUAACAUGUCCGUUAUUUACGCCUCGCCAAUAUUCUCUUCUAUGGUUGCUUCGUCGGCAUAUCGAAAGGUGGAUGGCGGAAAUAAGCGAUGAAGGAAGAUUUGCUGUGUAUUGUGAACGUGCAUUAAAUCGUUGUCUGAAAGAAGGUGAUCGACUAGAGGGACCAAGCAAACUGGAAGUUAUAUCAAUAUUGACCAGAGAUCCAACAUCGACGAAAAUGCCUCACAGUAUGCCUGUACUUCUUCCCACUGGUAACUUUUAUGUUAUCGACUUCGACGGCUCAACAGACAUUGGUGAUUGCUUAUCAGUAUUGUGCGUUCAGUGUGGAUUACGACCUGCUUUGUUAAGCGGAUAUGCACUCUAUAUAGAAGAUGUCAUGGAAGAAGGCUCUUAUGUGCUUUUGAAAGGAAAACAAAAGCUUUGUGAUUGCUUAUCUCGAUGGGAACGCGAAUUAAUAAGCAAUAAAAGUGGUCGAGUGACCGAUGAAAGUGCGCGAAUUCGUCUAGUCUUACGUAUGCGACAAUACUGGAGCCAUUUAGAAUCAUUUGAAACAUCGAAUGAACGAAUUUUCCUUGUCUAUCGAAUGGCUAGCGAAAUUGUGCAAGGAAAAGUCCCUGUGAGCUCCGAACUUGCUGAAGAACUCGCCGCAUUAUAUGCUCAAAUGAUUUAUGGUGAUAUAUCGGAUUGUAUGACCGAUGAACAAUUCAAAAAUAUAAUCACAUGUUAUUAUCCAACGAAACUACUUGAUAUAUGUUCUGAGCGGACUUUAAGGUUGAAUAUUGCAUCGCAUUGGACACAACUUCAAGGCACAUCUGUUCACGACUGUGUUCGGAUAAUUUUAGUUGUCUUACGUAAAUGGCGAUUUUUUGGCUCAUACGUUUGUGAAGCACGAAUGAAAAUGCAUAAUGGCGAAUCGAUUUUUAUAGCACUGAAUGAUCAAGGUGUUCAUCUUCUCACUUACAAGCAACUGGAUCUUAUUCGAAGUUUUCCUUACCAUAGACUGGUUUCGUUUGGUGAAUUUCGUAAUGAUUUUAUGGUAACAGUGGAGAGGGUUUUGCCACCUGCGGCUCAUCCUGAAGAGACCACUAGAGAGCGACUAACAUUUUCAAUGCCAUCGAAAUCUAUUCAUCAGCUAACGUGCCAUUUGUCCGAAUAUAUACGAUGCCAGAAACUUGUAUGGAAACUGUCAACAAAAAAGUUGCGCUUUGCUGUCCAAUAA